Melampsora larici-populina 98AG31 is the source of this 150-nucleotide messenger RNA. RefSeq lists its product as uncharacterized. The transcript has a single exon. The record is from RefSeq and is a predicted model, not a curated record. Gene Ontology annotation, molecular function: RNA binding. The coding region runs from base 1 to 150 and encodes 49 amino acids. NCBI's taxonomy places the organism in Eukaryota, Fungi, Basidiomycota, Pucciniomycetes, Pucciniales, Melampsoraceae.
AUGCUUGGUGGGGCCCCUUACCCACAGAUCGCCAAAAAGCAACCAGAGACGGCUGGCAUGAUCACCAACAUGGUUCUAGAUAUUGACAAUGCCGAGCAACUGUACUUGUUGGCAAACACAACAUCCCCGUUGAUGCCAAUGUUUCAGUGA